AUGUCAACACCAUCAACACCAACCAAACAAAAGAGCUUUCAACAAUACUCUGACUCUGAAGCAUUGUUGACAUCGCUCAGUAACUUUAUACGUACAAAUGAGAAGGGAUUAAAGACAGGAGAGACAGCACUCAAUCUGAACCCAGCAUGUUUGGAAUACCUCAACUCAUUCAUUAAUGGCAAGAGUAUAUCACAUAAACUGACUAAGCAAGACUUGCUGAGUCUACAGACUAUAAUGUCACAAGUCAGACUGUUACAGAUGGACUCAAACCUGCCAGAGACUUUGGAGAAGUAUCGAGACUUGGACAUGAACCUCUUUGGAUCAUUGAGUGCAGUGCAGUUCAAUUAUGUCAAGCCAGGUCUGGUGACCAAUCUCUGUCAGAUUGCAAAGACUCUGACCAAGGUGGCCGUGCACCAAUCGCUCUACUCACUGGACGAGCUGUUGGUCGUAGAGGACGAGGCCAAACUGACGCACUUCCAAGAGAUCAGUGUCAAGACCUAUGAUGACCUUGUUGCCGACAAGGCUGAGAUACCUCACAAGCGUCUACAAGAGUUAUACGUCCGUAAUGGAAUCUGGUCCAAUCUUGUCUCACUGGACUGUUCCUCAAACUAUAUACCCAAGAUAGAUAGCUCAAUGUACACCCUCGUGUCCCUUGAGAAGCUCAACUUGGAGGGCAACCUUAUAUCAAAGGUGGAGAAUCUACAUGAGUGCCUCAAUCUACGCGUGCUCAACUUGUCAAACAACAGGAUAACAUCGAUGGAGAACAUUUAUGAGGUGUUGGGAUUGGUCACACAUCUAUCAUUGUCUGGCAACAUGUUGACCAAUGUCGAUGGCUUGAACAAGCUGUAUGGAUUGGAGUACCUCGACAUCACAAUGAAUCAGAUACGCGACAUUGAAGAGAUCUCCAAGUUCAAACAAAUGCCCAGUCUGCGGUGUCUCAAUGUCAAAGGCAAUCCCCUUUGUCAAUUCAAGUCAUACCGCGGCUGCAUCCUCUAUUCAUUGCUUGGCGAGGAUGUACAAUCAUUGGAGUUCAAGGAGUUCUACUUGGAUGGCAUUGCGAUUGGACAGGCAGACAUUGAUUUCAUCAAGAAGAAUACAUCCACAAUGGUCAAGGACCUUUCACUCACACCUCAAAAGUCUUCAACAAACAGGAUCAAGCCAAUGAAGGAGGACGAGUCAUUGCCACCUUUGACCUUUGCUCCAAGUGUGUUGAAGGCCAAGGGCGAGAACUCAACAUCACCUGCCCUACUUUCCACCUCUGUACCAAAGCCAUACCAACGCACGGUAGAUCUAGAGGAGGCGCCAGAGGUGCCCGAGUACACCACAGGCAUGACAGAUACAUCAGAACAGGAUAACUUCAUCGAAGAGAAGAAUCUGAGGAAGAGGAUCGAAGAGCUGAGAGAGGAGGGUGGCAAUGCAUGGCUGAGGAUCUUGAAUGAAAUGGAUGUACAGGCCAACAACAACAAUAGCAACAUCAACAAGAGAGACAGCCUUACGAAGCAGAUGAGCGACAGUCUGGUGACGCACGAGAGAAGAGUGAUCAAGAAGAAGGUUAAGAAGACAAUACUGAAACCCAAGAACCCUGCAGCAGCAACGACAACGCAAACGACACCAAUAUCAAUCACUCCAGACUCUAGUUCAACACCACUGGAUCAAACACCUACCACUUCAACGCCACUCUCAUCAACUCCGACAUCAAUGCCAACGACACCUAUCAAACCAUUGGACACACCUGUUUCAACCCCAACCAAGCCGAAGCAACAACAGUUUGAUGAACCUGUACCUACUCCCCCUACAACAUCCACCCCUACCCCCACGUCCAUCUCUUCCUCUCCACCAUCCACCGCAUCACCAUCCAGUCUCAAAGACACUCUGGCUGAUCCGUCACCAAGUGUCUCCCACGAGAUACCCAAGGUAAAGAGCGCAAAGGAGGAGCCAGCCACCGCCUCACCAAAGCUAGCAACAAUCUCCACUCGACCCAAGUCAGAGUUUAUCACCAAAUCUGCACUAUCCUCCAUUCUUUCCCAAGACCAACCCGCCGACUCCACGCGAACAGUCAACAACAAUCCCCUCAGUCUUCUUGAGGCCAGCUUGAAACAGGCUAACCUCAAUGACUCUAGAUUACUUGCCGAGCCAUUCUUUGUUCUAAAGUUUGGCACCAAUCAAGAGAUGUUGUUGGAGAUCAAGUCGGACUUGAUCACAGAGACCAAUCCAGCGACUGGAACAUCAAUCAAGUCUCACCUCAUUCAGGCCGUGGUCUUUGUGCGAAAGUACUCAAGACCGCCACACCAUUUGAUAGAGAUAUCUUAUGGCAAGGACUUCAAAGACAGCGUGCCAAUGAACUUCUUCAAAGAGGUCUACAUCAUGGAGGACGAGGAUCAGGCUGUGUUGCUAAUGACCAUACUCACGCCACUGGUCAAAGAGUACACGAUGAGCUGUCUCGACUGCUCCGAGCGAUACAUCUGUCGCGAUGAGAAUCAGUUUGGUCAAUGUAUUCGAUGUCACUCAAAGUAUCUAUUCUUUGUUCCCGUGCUCAACAUUGAUCAGCAGCAGCAACAGCAACAACAGCAAAAGAACGUAUCACAAUCAUACUCGGCAAUGCAAUUGGGCACUUCACUACCACCCGUGGCCACAAUACCAAUGACAUCGGCGCAACAUCAGCAACAAGCCAAGCCAGAGGUAUCACUCAACGAGGAUGACGAUUUCAAUCAGAGUAUUUUGGACGAUCAGAACCUGCAGCUCAAACUUCGAAUGAACCUAUUCACUGGUGGCAGUCAAGAGGUAUACAUCUACAUGAUGCAGACCAACUACAUCCAGUACAACUCACAAGAUGACGAAAGAACAAUCUACCUACUACUCACAUCAAAGACUGUGUACAUGCUAAAGAAAGAGAAGAAGUCAUUGUUGGGACAGGAUAACAACUACACACGAUUGACCUCUUUCCAAUUCAAGGAUAUCAAGACAAUGGACAUUGGACUUCUAUUCCAAUCCUUUAGGAUUGAGUUGGAGAAUGAUGUUUGUUAUGUAUUCCUCAAGAGAUCACAUGAUCCAACUCACAAGUUCUUGGACUUGCUUGUGGAGACAGCCAAGAAGGAUGGAGUCAACCUCGAACCAAACUACAGGAUCAAGGAGACAAUGAUCAACAUAGCAUGUUGCAUUGAGUCCAAGAAUGACUUCGAACUGUAUAUUAUGUUAUAUUUUAAAUCAUUCUCAAAGUACCAACCUAGGAGUUUGAUCAUCACAACAGAGAGGAUAUUCAUCUGUGUUGAGAACUACUCACAGUGGCCAUUGUCAAGUCGCCAGAACAUCAAGCUGCUCACACCUCAGUUCCUUUUGGUUGGAUUCUUUAGGGUGGUCGACAUAUCAUGCCUACACUACAGUGUCAGCAAGCCAACAGAGUUGAUUAUCGAGUUUGAUCUGGAGGAUGAGUCCACACAACAAUGGAGUCUUCAGACGGCGCAUCCAGUCGAGUGUAAGAAGAUCGUUACAACUCUGUCCAAGCUUUGGAAAAAGAAGUUCCUCCAAGACCUGCCAGUAAACGAUCGUUAG
Molecule: messenger RNA, 3549 nt
Organism: Acytostelium subglobosum LB1
Lineage: Eukaryota; Evosea; Eumycetozoa; Acytosteliales; Acytosteliaceae
Exons: 8
Coding region: 1-3549 (1182 amino acids)
Cellular component (GO): cytoplasm
Molecular function (GO): protein kinase binding
Source: RefSeq, a predicted model, not a curated record